Messenger RNA from Styela clava, 1150 nucleotides. The record is from RefSeq and is a predicted model, not a curated record. NCBI's taxonomy places the organism in Eukaryota, Metazoa, Chordata, Ascidiacea, Stolidobranchia, Styelidae.
CGAAAAGGAGUGCUCAAGUGGUAUGCGUUUCCUGUCUGCUGUCGAUAGUUGAACACACAGCUGUAUAGUAUGCAUGAAUGCGUAUAUUCGUACAAAGUACAAUUUGGCGGAGCCGAGCAACGGUACUAUAAGGACAAUAGUAGGACAAAUUUUUGGUACAGUUGCACUGCUAGUAAUGUUUAGAUGAAUUGCGCUAUUAGAGUUACUAAUAUUAGUAUAGUCGUCGUAAAUCCUUCCAAUGCUGAGUAUUAUUCAUUGGAAAGUAUCGAAUCUAUUGUUCAAAUUGUAGCAAAAAAAUACUGAAUAGCUAUUUGCAUUUGAAUGUGGGCUAGUGCAGUAAAUAUAUUUAGUUUCUUAGUUACAUAAUCAACAACUAGCAUGUCCGAUCUACAUUUUUACUAUAUGGAUAAAAGUUCCACAUCACGCGGCGUUUGGACCGUGUUGGAAUUGCUUGAAUUGAAAUACACAGAACAUUACAUUGAUUUAAUAAAUGGGGAGCAUAAAACGGAAUCUUAUGCAAAAAUCAAUCCGAGGCAACUGGUUCCAGCACUGAUUGACGGAGAACUCCACUUAUCUGAGAGUCGAGUUAUUGCAACUUAUCUUGUGAGUAAAUACGGAACACAAUGUGGACAACAACAACUUUAUCCAACGGACGUGGAAAAAAGAGCAUUGGUUGACAAACAUCUUUAUAUUGGGCUAGAUGUAUCAGAUGCGAUCGGUGCCUUUGUGAAUAUUCACGACGUGAUGCUAGCGGGAGGUCAAACAAAUUCAAAAAAGUUAACUGAUGUUGAGAAAUUUCUUAUUUUGAUCGAAUCAAAUUUGACUGAGAGUCCUUACGUAGCUUUGAAGCAUUUAACGUUGGCUGACAUUUUCUACUAUAUUGCGAUACAACUAUUAACAUUGACCAAUUGGGACUAUUGGAAUAAAUAUCCAAACAUAUUGGAAUGGAAAAAGAAAGUUGAAGCGAUUCCAUGCUACAAAAAAACCUUGGGUUCACCAGUUGAUGACUUCCGAAUCGUUUAUCAGAAAGCUCUUGAAAAAAAUCAGAGGACAAGUAAGGAAGAAAAGAACGAAUGUAUUAGCAUAAAUGCAAAUUUGUAAAUUGAAUAUUGAAAUCAUACAAAAAAAAUCGAGUCUCUACAAUACAAAG